AUGGCAGUUGUGCAAGUCAACAAUAAAGCAGGAAAUUUGUUCUACAAUGCUAUAAGUGGUGAAGAAUAUGAGAAAAUCUCUAGCUUUGAUGAAGUCAAAGAAAUGUGGGAUAAGCUUGAAGUUACAUACGAGGGAACCAGUAAAGUGAAGGAAACACAUAUCAAUAUGUUGGUUCAUGAUUAUGAACUCUUCCAAAUGAAAGAAGGAGAAUCCAUUGAGGAAAUGUUUGCCAGAUUUAGUAAAAUCAUUAGCGACUUAAAGGCUUUCGGCAAACCAUACUCAAGCGGUGAUCAAGUUAGAAAGAUUCUUAGAAGUUUACCAACCACUUGGCAAACUAAAGUAGUCACACUUGAAUCACAAGAUCUGAAUAAACUAUCUUGUGAUGAACUUCGUGGAGAACUCAUAGCCUUCAAAAAAACGUAUCUCAAGAAAACAAACCAAGAAGAAAAGAAAAAGACAGUUGCGUUCAAGGCCACACGUGAGAUAGCUGAGAAUGAUAUCAAUGAUGAUCUUGAAGCUCUCCAAGAAGAAAUUGCUAUGAUGUCAAGAAACAUGGAUGGCUUAAUGAGAAGAUUCAGGAACACGAGAAGAGGAAGGAUUCCACCUAGGCAAACCAGGCAAUACAAUGAACAAGAUAAGAAUGAUGGAAAAUGCUAUGAGUGUGGAAAAUUUGAACAUAUUCAAGCUGAAUGUCCAGAUCUACAAAGAAAAAUCUCUAGAGGUUUCAACAAAAACAAAUCAUUUAGAAGCUGGAGUGAUGAAGACAGUUCAGAACACGAAGAAGUAGAAAAUCUUUGCUUCAUAAAAAUUCUGAAAAAUGAUAUGAACAAACUUUCAGGAUGCUGGACAAACGAGGACAUUUCAGACGAUGAGUGCAAAGAUAACAAUGAAAAUUGCUUCAUGGCUCGAGGUGAAACAAGCAAGGAACACCACCGAAGAAAUCGCAAAGGAAAAUGGUACUUAGACAGUGCGUGUUCCAGCCACAUGACAGAUAAUAAAAGCCUAUUCAAAGAAGUUACAAAAAUAGAUGGAGAAAGCGUUAAGUUUGGCGAUGAUUCAAAAGGAAAAAUAAUUGGUAUCAGAAUGAUCCCCUUCAAUAACAAUUGUGAUAUCACUGAGGUUUAUCUAGUUGAUGGGCUUAACUACAACCUUCUGAGCAUAAGUCAGCUUUGUGAUUUAGGAUAUGAGGUAAAGUUUAAGAAAACAUGUUGUGCUAUUGAAGAUGAGACAGGUAAAACAAUCCUUCCAGGUAAAAGGUAUGGAAAUGCUUACAUUCUUAAUGGUUUUGAAAAUAUUGACGGUCAUAUCUGUUUAACUUCAAUAUCUGAUGAUCCCUGGUUGUCGCAUAGGAAACUUGGUCAUGCAAGCAUGCAUCUGAUUGAAAAAAUUUCCAAGCAUGAUUUAGUUAUUGGUUUACCAAAAUUGAAUUUCUCUAGAAAUCAUAUAUGUGAUGCUUGUCAAAUUGGAAAACAAACUAGAAACUCUUUCAAAAACAAGGAUAUUGUAUCCACUUCUAAACCCUUGCAAUUGCUUCAUAUGGAUUUAUUUGGACCUACUAGAACCGCUAGCAUAGGAGGUAAAAGAUAUGCUUUUGUUAUUGUUGAUGAUUAA
This is a messenger RNA of Nicotiana tabacum (common tobacco), 1611 nucleotides long. The record is from RefSeq and is a predicted model, not a curated record. NCBI's taxonomy places the organism in Eukaryota, Viridiplantae, Streptophyta, Magnoliopsida, Solanales, Solanaceae.